AUGGACACUUUGAAUUCAAUCGAGAAUUUGCCGUCUGAAAUCUCCGAACCUGAUGCUGGGGGUGGCGGAAUGAAUUUCCGUUUCAACGCACGAAAUAUCGCUGUCGACUGGCGCCAAGUCAGUCUGAUCGACAUUGAUAGAAUCGCAAGAGAAAUGGACAUUCCAGCUCUUCAACAGCAUAUUGAACUCGUAACUUUUGCAAAGCUUGAUUCACUCUACGAUAUUGAUCCUCUGUUCGUCAAGCUUUUUCAAAUUGCGCAGUACACUCUCGAGUAUCUUCUUCAUUCUCAGGACUUCUUGAAAAACAGUAUUCGUGAAGAACAGAAGAAGAACGAGAAGGAGAAAAAGAAACAUCUGGCGACAUUGAAGGAAAUCGCUACUCUGAAAGAUCAAAUUAGCGCUUUGAAGAAGACGAAUAAGCAGCGUCGUCAAAUGAUCGCUGACCAACAGAGAAUGAUGCAAGUCGGUUCUCAUUCUUUCUACAAGUGUCCUGUCUGUCCGAACCGCUCGUUUAUGAAUUCAACUUACUUACAAGGACAUCUCGUCCGGCGCCAUCCCGAGCACGUUCACUACAUUGGAGAUGCGGUUGCACAUACAAAGCUUGUUACCCAACAACUUGAGAGUAAAUUGUUCACGAUGGAAGAGAGGAUGGAGCAAGAAAAGCAAAUUAACUUGAAGCUUCAAGAAGAGAAUAAGCGACUGCAAGAGCGACAAAAAGAAGAGCUUAUCGAAAACCAAGAUCAAAUUCGACAGGAAGAGCGACGAAGAUACGAGCAGAAGCUGCAAACACUCGAAGAGUCCUUUUCCGGUCAUAUUUCGCAGUUCAAGGCGAAUGAGGGUAUCUACCAGUCAAAGAUUGCUGAGCUUGAGAGCAAGAAUAAGUUUAAUGAAAGACGAAGCGACACAAUUGGAAGCAUGGUUGUGGACCUUCAAAAUGCAAAAGAGCAGAUGACCGCUAGCUAUAACCAGAAGUUCCAAUCGCUUGAAGACACUAUGUCGAGGCAAGUGCAGCAGGCCGUCCAGGUGAUAUCACCGCCGAAGCCAGUAAAAUCUGAGCCGAGACAGCCCGUUCGCGAAGUCCAAAGUAAUUCCGUUCCUGACGGGCCCCCUGUUGAUACCACAAUGAUUGAUAGGGAAGCGGAGUUCAAGAAGCUCCUCGAACACUACCGCCCUCAGGUUGAGACAAUGUUCCGGGGUGAGAUGGAACGACUUGGAGUACAGCGUGGGGAUACUCUUCUUACAGAAUCGACGUUCAAGAGAAAACUUGAAGAAAUUCAUGAUUUACGAAGCCGAAAACAGACAAGCCGCCCCGACUUCUAUAGCUUGCGUUCACAGAUCGAAAACGAUCUCAAAUCCCGCGCUGAUAGAGCCGAGAGCAAAAGUGAAGUGUCCAUCUUCGAGCAACGGAAUAAUCAAUCGAACACUAGUCAGCUGAGCUAUCAGGCUUCAAUCGCCUCUUCUUCUAAAUCUCCAACAAGAGCAUCCAAAUCUACGCGUGCUCCCCUUCCACCGCAAACGCAUUCACAAUCGAGUGUCUCCUCGAGAUCGAACGCUCCCAACUCGCCAAUAAAACCUUUGCCUCGCUCACCGAAAUCGAAGCCUGCACCUCCACCUCCUAGUCAAGAACAAACAUUUCAGCGCCCUCAGUGGAGCGAUGAGAGCCCAUCAAGUCCUGGCAAGCCGGGAAUGACUUCCACUAUGCGACAGACAAACGCUCCUGAUUCCAACAACUCUCCGGUGAAAUCAUCUGUAGAAUCAUCCGCUUGGGAUAAAACGGAAUCAGAACAACCGCAAGCUGCGAAAGGGAUGCGACCUUACGUCGAUGUCGUUAAAUCUAGCGAUGUUUUUACUUCAAACGACGGCAACGAUCAUCACGAUGUAGCCACAAUUUCAGAAAAGACGGAACCGAGCACUGACUGGGAUGAUGAAGAGUCCUUCGGUGGAAAUAUUCAGUCACGAGCACAAAAAAUCGAGAAUAAACUGAGCAGCCGCUCUAGCCCUCCAGCAGGAGGUGUUGACGUCACUGGCGCCGAACGUACUCAAAUGAUUCUCGAGGAGCUCGAUAGCGACGAUGACGACGAUAUCUCAACUGAAAAUUGA
Oikopleura dioica is the source of this 2100-nucleotide messenger RNA. NCBI's taxonomy places the organism in Eukaryota, Metazoa, Chordata, Appendicularia, Copelata, Oikopleuridae. The record is from the annotation of a GenBank genome assembly.